Culicoides brevitarsis is the source of this 1291-nucleotide messenger RNA. RefSeq names its product battenin-like. Gene Ontology annotation, cellular component: lysosome; membrane. The record is from RefSeq and is a predicted model, not a curated record. The transcript has 4 exons. Gene Ontology annotation, biological process: lysosome organization; regulation of intracellular pH. Lineage: Eukaryota; Metazoa; Arthropoda; Insecta; Diptera; Ceratopogonidae. The coding region runs from base 1 to 1266 and encodes 421 amino acids.
AUGACUGAAAUUCAGGAAGAAGAUGACAAAUUUUUAUCAAAAGAAAUAAAAAUUCCUGAAAAUAAUGAGAAAAAAGGAUUAUGGAGAAAUUUAACUGCAUUUUGGAUUCUUGGACUUUGCAAUAAUUUCGGAUAUGUGGUAAUGUUAACGGCAGCUCAUGAUAUUAUUCAUGAUUUAUCUGCAGGAGAAAAUGGACCACAAACCGAUCCAGAUUUCAAACGUGAAUGCAAUAAAUUGUCGGCAGGAGUAAUUUUACUGGCAGAUAUUUUUCCAGCUUUAUGCGUGAAACUUGUGGCGCCUUUUUUACCAUUUUAUAUUUACUUUCAAAUGACGAUUUGUGUGCUUUUAUCAGUUGGUUCAUUUAUUCUCGUUGCCUAUGCUGAAGCUGUUUGGAUUGCCAUCAUUGGAGUUAUUUUGACGAGUAUCAGUGCCGGAUUAGGAGAAGUCACUUUAUUGAGUUACACGAGCAGAUUUAACAAAAAUUCAGUAUCAACAUGGAGCUCAGGAACAGGCGGAGCAGGAAUUUUCGGGUCACUUUCUUACUCGGCGAUGACUCAAGCGGGUUUAAGUACUAAAAGUACUUUGCUGAUAAUGACUUUUGUGCCGAUUUUGGAAGCUGUUGUUUUUAUAUUUUUGCUUGAACAUCCCAAAAAUGCAGAAAAUUGUGAAAAAAUUCCUUUACAAAAGUCAAAAAAUGAUCCAGAUUCAAAGGAAACUGAAGCUGAAAAAAAUCUUGUGACUUUUUUCGAUAAAUUACGUUACAUUCCAUCGUUAUUCAAGUACAUCAUCCCUCUUCUCCUUGGAAACAUUUGCGACAAUCUCAUAAAUCAAGCAUUUUCUGAGCUCAUCUACUUCAACAACAUCUUCCUCGACCAAAAAGCGCAAUAUCGCUGGUAUCAAGUAACUUACCAGAUUGGAGUUUUCAUCUCGAGAAGUUCCGUUAACGUCUUUAAAGUGCGUUUAUUGUGGCUGAUGGCAGUUUUGCAAGGCAUCAAUGUCGUUUUGUUCUCGUUGGAAGCAGUUUUUUGGUUCAUUCCGAGCAUUUGGAUCGUUUUUGCCUUCAUCCUGUGGGAAGGAUUGCUUGGCGGAAGUGCUUAUGUCAACACAUUUUACAGAAUUUCAGAAGAAAUCCCACCCGCAAAUCGCGUUUUCGCAAUAAGUAUCACUGCAUUUUCAAAAACUGCGGGAAUAGCUCUUGCUGGAUGGCUCGCGAUGCCAACUCAUAACGCCAUAUGCAAAGUCCCGACCCCAAAUCGGCUUAAUUGACGUUUAAGGAUAACAAAAGAAGCAU